Molecule: messenger RNA, 1085 nt
Organism: Maniola jurtina (meadow brown)
Lineage: Eukaryota; Metazoa; Arthropoda; Insecta; Lepidoptera; Nymphalidae
Product: MIT domain-containing protein 1-like
Exons: 4
Coding region: 306-1034 (242 amino acids)
Biological process (GO): midbody abscission
Cellular component (GO): midbody
Source: RefSeq, a predicted model, not a curated record
CUGUCUAGUGUUUAUAUACUCUUUGGUAACUGUAAUAGGCACCCUAGCUAGGUACUUUAAAGUAAAGUUUAAACUUCGAGUUCAGCGCUUCAGCCACAGGUUCAGCGUUUCAGUAAUUUUAAUUAAACUAAUUUUACUUAUUUUUUCUACUUGUUACUAAUCAAUUCAUAAAGAAAUAAGAAAAGAAAACAAGUUGGAAUGUGUUUUAAGGAAGCAUUAUUUACUCUAUGAGUAUUAUGUACCCUUAUAACUGAGAAUAGAGCCAUAAUAAUUCGAGUUUAUUAUUUUUAACUAUAUUUGCUAACAUGAACAUAGAAAGUGCUGCAGUAAACAUUUUGAAACGAGGUGUGGAUUUAGAUACUAAGAAACGUUACACUGAAGCUCUUGUGUGCUAUCAGGAAGGAUUGCAAGUAUUAGUUGAUAAGUUGAGAGGUGAAAAUGAUGAGAACAAUAAAAACUAUUUAAGGAAAAAGGUAGAAGAAUAUAUGAACAGAGCGGAGGCUAUAAAGAAACUGGUGUUGAAGCAGAAAGAGGAAGGAAAGUUCCAUGAGCAGGUGCACAUAGAGAAUGACUCAACGGGUCACGGGUAUAAGACACUGUUUGGACGGUUUCUUGAUGAGGAGGUGGAGUAUGUGGUUGUUGAGGACCCUUAUAUUAGGAGUUUUCAUCAGUGUCAAAACUUCCUCCGCCUGUGUGAAUUACUAGUGAAAUCCUGUGACAAUUUGAGGCGAAUACAACUGAAAACGAGCACAGAUGGAAAAUCUGAAGGCAACCAGAAAGAGUGGUUCUAUAACCUAAAAACUGACUUGCAGAAGUAUGGAACACAGCUCAUAGUGAUGUACUCAGAUACAUUGCAUGACAGGCAAAUUAUCUUAAGUUCGGGCUGGAUUAUCAAGAUAGGCAGAGGUCUAGACUUCUACAAGGCGCCGAGCAAUAAGUUCUGUCUAGGCGUAUACGACCUAGACUUGCGCCAGUGUCACGAGACUACAGUCGACAUAGUGCACUCAAAAAAUGUAAAACAAUCAUAUGGAUAAUAAAUAAGAUAUUUUUAAUUUUUUUUUAAUCUAUAGCCUUUUUUCACUAAA